AGCAGCAGGCGCUCCCAGGGCUAAAGAGCAUCACCAUGUCUGUUAAAUACAGCUCGAGCAAGCAAUACUCUUCCUCCCGCAGUGGAGGAGGAAAAGGGUCAUCCCACAGAAUUUCGAGCAGCAGAGGCUCCCAGGGGGGAGGAUUUAGCUCAGGGGGCGGUGGGUUCAGUGGUGGCUCUUUUAGCCGUGGGAGCUCUGGAGGAGGCUGCUUUGGGGGCUCCUCGGGAGGCUAUGGAGGAGGGCAAGGAGGUUUUGGUGGGGGCAGUUUUGGUGGGGGCUACGGAGGAGGUAGCUCAGGUUGGGGCUGGGGCUCAAACAGCUAUGGUGGGGGCUACGGCGGCGGAGGCGGCUUCGGUGGGGGCUACGGCGGAGGCAGCUACGGCGGAGGCGGCUUCGGCGGGGGAGGCUUCGGAGGAGAUGGUGGCCUUCUCUCUGGAAAUGAAAAAGUAACCAUGCAGAAUCUGAACGACCGCCUGGCUUCCUACUUGGAUAAAGUUCGGGCUCUGGAAGAAUCAAACUAUGAGCUAGAAGGCAAGAUCAAAGAGUGGUAUGAAAAGAAUAGCAAAUCAAGCCAGGGAGACUCUCGUGACUACAGCAAAUACUACCAAACCAUCGAAGAUCUUAAAAAUCAGAUCCUUAAUCUAACAACUGAUAAUGCCAAUGUCCUGCUUCAGAUCGACAAUGCCAGGCUGGCAGCGGAUGACUUCAGGCUGAAGUAUGAGAAUGAGGUAGCCCUGCGCCAGAGCGUGGAUGCUGACAUCAAUGGCCUGCGCAGGGUGCUGGACGAGCUGACCCUGGCCAAGGCUGACCUGGAGAUGCAGAUCGAGAGCCUGACUGAGGAGCUGGCCUACCUGAAGAAGAACCACGAGGAGGAAAUGAAAGACCUUCAAAAUGUGUCCACUGGUGAUGUGAACGUGGAAAUGAAUGCUGCCCCAGGUGUUGACUUGACCCAACUUCUGAAUAACAUGAGAAGCCAGUAUGAACAACUUGCUGAACAAAACCGCAAAGACGCUGAAGCCUGGUUCAAUGAAAAGAGCAAGGAACUGACUACAGAAAUUGAUAGUAACAUUGAACAAAUGUCCAGCCACAAAAGUGAAAUUACUGAAUUGAGACGCACUGUUCAAGGUCUGGAGAUCGAACUACAGUCCCAGAUAGCCCUGAAACAAUCCCUGGAAGCCUCCUUGGCAGAAACAGAAGGUCGCUACUGUGUGCAGCUCUCACAGAUUCAGGUCCAGAUCUCCUCUCUGGAAGAACAAUUACAACAGAUUCGAGGUGAAACCGAGUGCCAGAAUGCUGAGUACCAACAACUCCUGGAUAUCAAGAUCCGACUGGAGAAUGAAAUUCAAACCUACCGCAGCCUGCUAGAAGGAGAGGGAAGUUCCGGCGGCGGCUACCGCGGCGGGCGAGGCGGCGGAAGUUCCGGCGGCUACGGCGGCGGAAGUUCCGGCGGCGGCGGCGGCGGCUACGGCGGCGGAAGCUCCGGUGGCGGCGGCGGCGGCUACGGCGGCGGAAGCUCCGGUGGCGGCGGCGGCGGCUAUGGCGGCGGCUCCUCCGGUGGCGGCCACAAGUCCUCUUCCGGGUCCGCUGGAGAGUCCUCCUCUAAGGGACCAAGGUCAGCCGAAACUACCUGGGAUACUAACAAAACCAGAGUGAUCAAGACAAUUAUUGAAGAAGUGGCACCUGAUGGUAGAGUCCUUUCAUCUAUGGUAGAAUCAGAAACCAAGCGACAGUACUAUUAAGCCACAUCAAGAGAAAAGUCUCCCUUCGUACAGGCCAUUUUAUACAGAUGCAUGAAAAACAAAAUCUCCAAGAAAACACGUCAGUCUUAAUGGUCUGUGGAAACAGGUUCACUCCUUCAAUAAGGUGUCUAAAAGGUGUUUUGUGAUUUCUGUAUUUCUUCUUUUCACUUUACCAGAAUAUGUUCUUUAAUGGAAAAAAAAGAAAAACUUUCUAUUCUCAUUUACUAAUGAAUUUCAAUAAACUUUCUAACUGAUGCAAACUA
Messenger RNA from Rhinolophus ferrumequinum (greater horseshoe bat), 2002 nucleotides. It is a transcript of the gene KRT10, whose product is annotated as keratin 10. The record is from RefSeq and is a predicted model, not a curated record. NCBI's taxonomy places the organism in Eukaryota, Metazoa, Chordata, Mammalia, Chiroptera, Rhinolophidae. Gene Ontology annotation, cellular component: keratin filament. Gene Ontology annotation, molecular function: structural constituent of skin epidermis. Bases 36 to 1739 code for a protein of 567 amino acids. The transcript is spliced from 8 exons.